This is a messenger RNA of Xenia sp. Carnegie-2017, 3503 nucleotides long. RefSeq lists its product as uncharacterized. Gene Ontology annotation, cellular component: nucleus. Gene Ontology annotation, biological process: regulation of transcription by RNA polymerase II. The transcript has 7 exons. The coding region runs from base 103 to 1449 and encodes 448 amino acids. The record is from RefSeq and is a predicted model, not a curated record. Lineage: Eukaryota; Metazoa; Cnidaria; Anthozoa; Malacalcyonacea; Xeniidae.
UUCGUCCGCGACGAAGAUGACACGUAAAUUUUAAUUUGUGAAAUACACACAAUAGAUCGGAGAUCAGUUGUUGAUUUCUUUUUAUUUUCUUUAGAUCGGAUUAUGAUGGGGCCUACUGAACCUUUAGCGUCCGGUAUUAUUGCCUACAAUGGAGACUCAGAAAGAGGAUGGAAUGAUCCUCCAACAUUAUCGUUUAGCUCAGCCGGCGGGGCUAAAAAGGGAAGGAAACUUGAUCUGAGAAAGCGUGUUUCUCAUCAAGAAGCUCUAACUGGCCAAAGAGUUGUUUCCCCAGUCAAUCUGUCUAAUGUAAACCUUCCUGGAAACUCAACCAUAAAUGGUCAUCAAACCAAAUCACAAGGUACAACCAACAUACAUAGUGUACCACCCAUACAUGAACAUGGUACUUCUACACAAACACUACCACCAUUUUGUGAUAAAGUUGAUGGUUUCUCAGCUCAGCAGCCUCAUUAUCAGAUGCCAGCAAGCAAUCUUGUGGGAAAUCCAAAAACAUCUGCAUUUCCUCCAUCCCAGAUUUUCACUCCUGUUCAACAACAUCCUUAUGUUACACACUCAGAAGCUAGAAAACUAAACAAUGAACUUUCAUUGGAACAAUCUACAUCAGCUUGUCCUAAACCCCAGGCUUCAUCCAGUCUUGGUCAGCCAUUGUUUUCUUUUCCCAGUAGUUUCAAUAUGACACCAAUUUCAAGUGCCUUAGAUGAUAGCCUUGUUCGCUCAAACCCAAUAAUCAACCCUGAGACAUCAGCCAGAAACUACACUACUGUAUCUGGUCAAGCUUCUGAGUUGUAUUCUUCAUCACUAGUUCAACAAACCCAAAUAUUUACCCCUUUGCCAUCCAGUGGAAAUAGUAUUACUACAUCACCAAUUUCUAACAUUAAUAAAAGAAGUCCAAUACUUGAAAGAGCUUUUCGAAACAGUUCAAAAAUCAACACACCUCCUCUUGUUGAUAGUGGUAGAAAUUCUCCAGUUUUAUCUGUGGAACAAGAUAGUUCACAAGUGAUAGCAACAACGGAGAUUCAUAGUGCUUCUAGUUCACCUCGAUGUCAGACACCGGAUAAUGCAUGCCAUUCUGAACCUACUAGCAGACAUAGCAGUGAUCAAUUUGAUAGUGUUGAGGCUUUGAAAGUUACUGUUGAUGCCAUCAAAGAAAUCAUAUUAAUGUCCAGUAGCAUUUUAAAGACACGAGAAGUUGAUGAUGUGAAGAAGAAAGUUGGCAUUAUGAAACAAUUGUGGGAAGAAGGCAAACUUUCUCUUCCUGUUCAAAUGUCUAUGAAACUUUUGAUUAAGUCAUUGCUUGAUGGUGACAUAGAAACUGCCAAUAAGCUUCAUCUAAAACUAAUGGUUGACUUUGUAGGAGAGGUAAAGCAAUGGAUGGUUGCUAUAAAAAGAUUAAUUGCUGCUGUAAGCAAGUUAAACAUGUCAGGCAUGUAGCAAAACUAAAUAGUGUAUAUAAUAUAUACCGGUGAUAUAUAAAAUGAUGGAUGUAUUUUAAUAUAAUGUAUAUUGUCUGAAAGAUGUGCCAAAGAAGCUACUAAAUAAGAAACUGUUUCAUGGCCAAUUAAAUUAUCAUGAAAUGUUUUAGCUAUAUAUAUUUGGCACAUAUUCUUCAAAAGAUUAACAAAAAGUAUUCUUGAAUAUUCAGAUAUGAAACUUAAAAUGGAAAGAUUUUAGUUUGAAAAUGCAGUUUAUAACUUGGGUUACAAUCCCAGCUCACAAAUGAAUGGAAAAUAUAUUGUCUAAGUUGACAAAUAAUGAUCCAUAUUCUUACACCACAACACUAAUUAUCUUGCAAAUCAACUUUGUGACAACCUACAGUUGAUGUAAAAAAUAUUUUUUUACUCUUUUUAAAUGUAUAUUUUUACAACAAGGUGAAAAUUGCAAAUAUUACAUCAAAUGGUUAUCCAUUGAAUUUUACUCUUUAAAACUUUGUUGUUUCUUUAAGGCUGGUUCUCGUUCAAUAUUCCAAUUGAGUCUUUUCAGUUGUAUGGAUUUCAGUACACAGAAAUGACUCAAACAAUUAUUUGAGAACAAGCCUUUAAACACUCAUUCAUUUUGAUAUUUUAUCCAGUUGCACAGCUUUCACAAACUGAGCCUCUGUGUAAACCAUUAUCUUCAGAAAAUAUAUGCAUAAUCUUAUCAUCCAGUGUAGAACUACCAGAUGGAAAAUAUAUUUAGUUUCAUUCAUUAACAGUUGAUCUGAAUUACAUAAGACUCACUCAUUGUAAUUUUAAACAAUAACAAAAUAAGAAAAGUGUGAACUGCUCUCUAAAUCUUGCUGUGUCCAAAGACCUAUUUCACUACUAUACUAGCAUAAAGAUCUUCAUAUUUUACAUGAAUUUUUUCAUUAGUAUUUAUCAGUUAUUUGUUGGGGAAUACAGUCAAUAAAAUUCAACCUCAAAAAAUCUCAGAAGACCAUCUUGCUCAUGAUUGGUAUGACUUGAUCAAAUCUUGGACGUUUAGUUGGAUCUGAGUUCCAGCAAAUAUUGAUCAGUUUAGCCACAUGAGGAGAAAAUCCAGGAGGCAUACUUGGACGCAAACCUUCAAGAGCGAUCUGGAAAGCAUUCAAUACAAUUAUUUUCAAACUUUGAUGAAACCAGGGUGAAACAAAGCAUACCAGAGCCUUCAUGAAGGACAUUGUAAAGUGAUCCGUAAGGCAUGUAUUGACUUAAUAUGACCAACGAACCAGACUCGUUAACAGCUCCCAAAACAGGUAAAACAUUUGGAUGUGAGAAGAUUCUGAAAAAAGUAACGACAAAAUAUUUUGAAAUUUUCAACAAAUUGUGUUUUGGGCAGUAUAUAUAUCCCACCUUAGUUUAGGAUACUCUUCAGCAAAAUCUCGAGAUUUUCUUCUGUUGUAUUUUGACACAUGGAUUUUUUUGCACACGACUGGUAAGUUACUCCAGAUUCCUUUCCAAAGCUUAAAUUAUUUAAUGAAAUUCCAUGGUGUCAUGUAGGAGAUAAGAAUCGGCAAACAAUAUAUGUAUUAAUAAUAAUAAUUAUGUAUGCUUACAUCAGAGCUACCCUUUGUUUCUAGCUUGUCUUUAAAUGUAACUUCAUCUGCCUCAAUCCAUGAGUUUCUUGACUGAAUGUCACGCAAAUCACGACCUAAUAUUACCAAGGGUUAAAACUAGUUUAAGAGUAAACUUAGUUGAAAAAAGUAUGACUAUGACUGAGAAAUCAUCAUAAAUGAUUUAUCACAAUAUCAGUGAUUGUUAGUGGAUCAUGAAUACUUACUUCUAUGGAAGUGUUUGCUAGCUAAAGAAAAAAUCAAGAAUGUUAAUUUAGAAAAAAAUAAGAAACCACUAAAAUUAGUAAAAAACAAAAACUGUAGCAGACUUAUACAUACGCUUAUAAGGAAUCCUUUUAAGAUCCUGUCCACAUUCUUUGGCUAUUGCUGUAGUAUAAAUAUUAAUUUAUAUAAACAAUUAUUUUGGUUUAUUUUGUACAUAACCAUGUCUAACCUUUGAAUAUAUUUUGGUAUUUGA